Messenger RNA from Morchella importuna, 1635 nucleotides. RefSeq lists its product as uncharacterized. NCBI's taxonomy places the organism in Eukaryota, Fungi, Ascomycota, Pezizomycetes, Pezizales, Morchellaceae. Bases 1 to 1635 code for a protein of 544 amino acids. The record is from RefSeq and is a predicted model, not a curated record. The transcript is spliced from 2 exons.
AUGCGUCAAUAUCUUGUUUCAGGUGUUUUCCUCUUGCUCGCUGCCUCUUCAACCAACGCGCUUCCUACAAGCCUAGAGGCCCGAUCAAACAACCUAGCAGUUCGAUCUUAUACUACCUCAAGCGGAUCAAGUGUUAACUAUGCUGCGCCUGCCGACGAGUCUGUUCUAGACGCUCCCGCCGACGAAUUUGUCGGUACAUCUGAUGCGCCUGCCGACGAGUCGGUCGAAGCACCCGCCGAUGAGUAUGCUGGCGAGGCGCCUGCCGACGAGUCCGUUGAAGCUCCUUCAGACGAGUCUGUAGACGCGCCUGCCGACGAGUAUGCCGGCGAAGCACCCGCUGAUGAGUUUGUUGGCGAGGCUCCCGCCGAUGAGUCUGUUGAAGCACCCGCCGAUGAGUCUGUAGAGGCUCCUGCCGACGAGUCCGUCGAUGCUCCUGCCGACGAGUCUGUAGAGGCUCCUGCCGACGAAUAUGCUGGAGAGGCCCCUGCGGAUGAGUUUGUUGGUGAGGCUCCCGCCGAUGAGUCUGUCGAGGCUCCUGCCGACGAGUCCGUCGAUGCUCCUGCCGACGAGUCUGUAGAGGCUCCUGCCGAUGAGUCUGUCGAUGCCCCUGCCGAUGAGUCUGUCGAGGCUCCUGCCGAUGAAUCUGUUGAUGCGCCUGCCGACGAGUCUGUCGAGGCCCCCGCUGAUGAGUUUGUUGGUGAAGCACCUGCCGAUGAGUUUGUUGGAGAGGCACCCGCCGAUGAGUUCGUUGGAGAGGCCCCCGCCGACGAGUCAGUUGAAGCCCCUGCCGAUGAGUCUGUCGAUGCCCCCGCCGAUGAGUCAAUUGAAGCUCCCGCGGACGAGUCAGUCGAGGCUCCCGCUGAUGAAUUUGUUGGUGAGGCCCCUGCGGACGAGUCAGUUGGAGAAGCCCCUGCAGAUGAAUCCACCGGAGAAGCCCCCGCCGAUGAAUUUGUAGGAGAGGCCCCCGCCGACGAAUCCGUUGAAGCUCCCGCCGAUGAGUUCGUUGGAGAGGCACCCGCCGAUGAGUUCGUUGGAGAGGCCCCCGCCGACGAGUCUGUCGAAGCCCCUGCCGAUGAGGGAGUCACUCAGGCAAUUGAUGCUCCCGCCGAUGGUGAUGAAGUUAUUCCAGAUGACGAGUCUGCUCCCGAUAGUGCUGACGAAGAGGCUGCUCCUACCGGCGGUGAUGAUGAGAGUGCUGGUGGCGAUGACGAGAGCACCGGUGGCGAUGACGAGAGCACCGGUGGCGAUGACGAGAGCACCGGUGGUGAUGAUGAGAGCACUGGAGGUGAUGAUGAGAGCACUGGAGGUGAUGAUGAGAGCACUGGUGGUGACGACGAAUUCUUCGAGGACAACGAGGAAGCUGAGAGCAUCGCCGACGAGCAAGGUGAAAUUGACGACAAGGAGGCAGCUGCACCCACCGCUCCUGCUGGUGGUGCAAGUGAAGCUCCUGCCGACGAGGGAGUCGCUGAUAGCUCCGACAACGAAUCUGCCGGCGGUGAUGAUGAGAGUGCCGGUGGUGAGGCCGAUGACGAGGCAGCUGCUGAGGCCGACGAUGAGGCAGCUGGUGAUGGUGGUGAUGAUGAGGAAGUCAUCUUGCACAGCAUCAAGAAGAGGGCUGUUCCCUUCAUCGCUUAA